AUGUCCUCCGCAGAUAUGAAAUCCGCCAUCAAACAACAACUGCAAUCCGAGUCCGCCAUGAACAAUGCCCGCAUCUUGAUGGAGAAAUUGAGUUCAAACUGCUUCGAUAAAUGCGUUCCUAGCCCCGGCUCAACUCUCACAUCGAAUGAGCAGAGCUGCCUAAACACUUGCAUGGAGAAAUACAUCUCUCUUUGGAACACUACAAGUCGAGCGUAUAUUGCCCGCAUUGGACAGGAGAGGGAAAAGGGCGGCUUGGUCUCGUCUGACCCGACAAUUGGCGCAUCGAGCGGAAACGGAGGAAUUUUCUAG
Arthroderma uncinatum is the source of this 309-nucleotide messenger RNA. RefSeq names its product mitochondrial intermembrane space translocase subunit Tim. NCBI's taxonomy places the organism in Eukaryota, Fungi, Ascomycota, Eurotiomycetes, Onygenales, Arthrodermataceae. The record is from RefSeq and is a predicted model, not a curated record. The transcript has 2 exons. The coding region runs from base 1 to 309 and encodes 102 amino acids.